Drosophila innubila is the source of this 481-nucleotide messenger RNA. RefSeq lists its product as uncharacterized. NCBI's taxonomy places the organism in Eukaryota, Metazoa, Arthropoda, Insecta, Diptera, Drosophilidae. The coding region runs from base 1 to 423 and encodes 140 amino acids. The record is from RefSeq and is a predicted model, not a curated record. The transcript has a single exon.
AUGCGCGUUGUUUUCUACAUGUAUCUAAUAGUGCUAAGUGCUCUGCUGUCCAUGUUGGCAAUGGCAACAGCUUUUGGAAUCCGCAGCAGGCCGAGAACGGAAAUGAGUCAACUGACUAUGGCGGAUUUAAAUCAGGAGCAGAAGCAGGAGCCGGAGAAUCCGGCUGUACGCUUCGCCAGGCAGUUGGGUUUCGCCAGACACUUUGACUUGGGAAGAUUUGGCUCAGGCGCCGGAAUUUUAGGCGGACUGCUUGGCGGAGGAUUGAGCGGAGGAUUGGGCGGAGCACUUCAUGGAAGGUUUGAGGAAAGACGCGGCGGUGAAGAAGGCAUUGGAGGAGUCCUUGGAGGCAUUCGUCGAUUUCUUGGCAGACCAAAUUUGGUCAGGCCUGAUUUCUUACAGCAGUCCCUUAGAUUUUUUGGCUAAAUGUUAUUAAUUUAAAGCAACGACUGUAAUUGUUAAUAAUUUUAAUCAAAAAUUUGAA